Molecule: messenger RNA, 719 nt
Organism: Lolium rigidum
Lineage: Eukaryota; Viridiplantae; Streptophyta; Magnoliopsida; Poales; Poaceae
Product: peroxiredoxin-2C
Exons: 3
Coding region: 75-563 (162 amino acids)
Biological process (GO): cell redox homeostasis; cellular response to oxidative stress; hydrogen peroxide catabolic process
Cellular component (GO): cytoplasm
Molecular function (GO): thioredoxin peroxidase activity
Source: RefSeq, a predicted model, not a curated record
CUUCCCAUCCGAGUCCACUACCCUCCGUCCAAGAACCUUCUUCUCCCCUCCCAGUCCCAACCUCCAGAGCAAGCAUGGCUCCGAUCGGCGUCGGCAGCACCCUCCCCGACGGCCAGCUCGCCUGGUUCGACGAGAGCGACCAGCUGCAGCAGGUCUCCAUCCACUCCCUGGCCGCCGGCAAGAAGGUCAUCCUCUUCGGCGUCCCUGGGGCCUUCACCCCCACCUGCAGCAUGCAGCAUGUACCAGGUUUCGUUACUCAGUCUGAAGAGCUUAAAGCUAAGGGUGUAGAUGAGAUCCUGCUUGUCAGCGUUAAUGAUCCAUUUGUCAUGAAGGCAUGGGCGAAGUCAUUCCCAGACAACAAGCACGUGAAGUUCCUUGCUGAUGGAUCAGGAACUUACACAAAAGCACUUGGUCUUGAGCUUGAUCUUUCAGAGAAAGGUUUGGGUGUUCGUUCGAGGCGGUUUGCUCUCCUUGCCGACGACCUCAAGGUCACUGUUGCAAACAUUGAGGAGGGUGGCCAGUUCACAAUCUCUGGUGCUGAGGAGAUCCUCAAGGCACUGUAGGAUCUUCAGCUCUUCUGAACCGCAGUGAUCAUGUGGACCUGGUGUCAUAUCGAUCUAGUUUGAACAUGUGUGCCAAUUCCUCGAAUAAAUUGUCGAUGUGCACUUCCUCAUGUAACUUUAUGUGACUAUUUGAGUUGAUCAUCACUGUUCGGUCUA